AUGCAAAUUGGCCGGAUAUGCAGCGUUCUGAGAGCCACGAGCGUGGCUCUCCUGGCAACCACCGCGUCAGCAACAGCUCUGGCACCACGUGCUGAAGCCGGCCAAGACUGGGCUAGCCUUGAGAUUCUCACCACAGCUGCCGAUGCGCAGGUACAGCCUGUUCUCGAUGGAAAAGAGGCGUACAUCGCUGGGUCGCCCCGUAGUCUUACCCGCGCCGUCCGCCAGCUAGUCACGCCAUUUGUCUGGCCCAACUCUACACACUACCACGAUGAGACCCUCCUGCCUCACAUUGAGGAGAUGCUUGCUGUCCUCACCAAGGUCCAGCACUGUGAUGGCACAUACACAGUUGGCAAUUACCACUCCCCGCCUGACACAGGCUUCCUGAUCGAGGAUUUUGGCAUCAUGGUGCGCAUCCUUGAGGAAGACGACCACGAGGACUCGCAGGCUUUUGCAGACACCAUCCGCGCUAUCCUUCGCAAAGCCGCAACUGGUCUGGCCAAAGGCGGCAUUCACACGCCAAAUCAUCGAUGGAAAGUCUGCGCUGCCUUGGCGCGCAUCAGCCGCAUCACAGAUGACGAGAGCUUGAUCGAGCGUAUUGACGGGUGGCUCGCCGAAGGCAUCGAUAUCGAUGCAGAUGGCAUUUACUCUGAGCGCAGUGGCAUCUACUACGCGGCUGUCUCUAACCCGUCUCUUCUUACUGUGGCGCGCGAGCUCAACCGCACUCAACUAAUUGAGCCUGUGCGCAAGAAUCUCGCCUUGUCCAUUGAGCACGCCGAGCCCAAUUGCGAAAUCGAGACCGUUCUCAGUCGCCGCCAGGAUCAGAACCAGUAUGGGAGCGAUAACAUGCAUGAAUUUUACCCGCAAUUUCGGGAGCUGGCCUUGCUUGAUGGCAAUGGUCGAUUCGCCGCCAUGGCGCGGCUCUUGGAGGCGCGUGUGCCCAAGCAACUAGGAGACUAUCUGGCCAACCUCAUCGAGCAACCUGAGCUGGCAAAAGAACUUCCAGCGCCCGAGAAGCCUUUUGUCGACUUUCAGAAACUCUACCCCACUGCGAGCCUGGUCCGCGUGCGGAACGACAAGCUGACCAUAUCGGCCUUUGGCGGGACAGACUGGUACCACAAGGGGGAGCAGACGGAGUUUUACAACAGAUUCGGUUCCGGUCUGUCGACGAAUCCGUCCCUGUUACGCGCCUGGAAUGGCAAUCUAGUCCUUGAAGGCAUCCGGAUGAGCGCCAACUUCUUCAGCAUGGGCCACUUUAGAUCCAACGGGAUCGAAUUCGACGACGAAACUGGUAUCACCAAGCUAGGCAGUACGAUGGAGGUGCAGUACUACCUACCCAUGCCAACCGACCAGCUCAACAAGAAUGGUACCUACGAUCUAUCGAGGUCGGUCGACGGCCGCUUCUACGCUAGCCUUGACUUUGAGAACCGACCCGCCAGUGUGCGUCGCCUCAAGACGGACGUGACGAUUGUGCCGACAGACGCAGGCUAUGAUCUCGAGUUUGAAGUCACAGGCGAGAAGGACGUGGACAUCACGCUUGAGGUCACCUUUAGGGAGGGUGGCGAGUUCAGUGGUGUCGAGCCAUCUGUGGACGCUGAAGGGAACACUAUCUACCAUCUCAAGGAGGGCGAGGGCCAGUACACUAAUGGCAAAGACACCAUUACCUUUGGACCAGGCAACGGGAAUGGCAUCUUCAAUCCCGAUGCUGGCGAACAGUAUAGCUGGCAUAAUGGCAACCUCGUACUGGAAGGGCACCAUGUCUAUGUCACAGGUACGACGCCGAUGAAAUACACGCUCAACUUGGGGUUCUCCUGA
Molecule: messenger RNA, 1812 nt
Organism: Emericellopsis cladophorae
Lineage: Eukaryota; Fungi; Ascomycota; Sordariomycetes; Hypocreales; Bionectriaceae
Exons: 1
Coding region: 1-1812 (603 amino acids)
Source: RefSeq, a predicted model, not a curated record